ACUUGGCAGAAGACUUCAUUCAUCAUUCCGUUAUCCCAAACACUGACUUAGGGCACCUACCUAGGAGGUCUGUGCGGUCCAUUUAGCACAGUAACUGGUAGCCAUGGAAACAAGUCAAACAGAGUCUGUCCCAUCUUGCACGGGUACUGAAGCAUAGAAGUACAGUAGAGUUGGUUCCGGCGCAAUUAUAUUGAUCUCCUUCGGGCGGCAAUAUCAGGCUGUAUAGAAAUUCAGUACUAGUACCAGUGGGAAUCGAUGCUCCUUCACGGUUUGUAAACCUUGUUGUGGUCCUCGAGUAGUUAAUUAACAGCACUGUUACCCUGGACUUGUCUGCCUGAGAGACAUUAUUGCCUUAGACUAUUACACCUGCUCAUAUUUUCCGAAAAUUUUUGAAGACGACCGUAACCUGUUACAGCUUCGGAAGACAGAUGCUGUGCCUUCAUGGCUAAAGUAAAUGCACCACAGCCUCCCCCGGUCAAAAAUGUACUGAUGUACCGCAAUGGAGACAAGUUCUUCGUCGGCAAAAAGUUUGUUGUCUGCCAUCGGCAGGUGUCCACAUUUGAGACUUUCCUAACACAGGUGUCACGAAAUAUAGAUGCCCCAUUUGGCGCGGUGAGGAACAUAUACACUCCCCAGUGGGGACACAAAAUAAACGAUCUUGCUGGACUUCAAAAUGGAGAGAAGUACGUCGCGGCAGGUGCAGAAAAGUUUAAAAAAAUGGAUUACCUGGGUAUAACCACAUCAAAGCCACAGAGAAGGAAGUCUGUAGAGAUACGACCAGUUGUUCACAGCAAAAUCGUUGCUCCUGCGAGGUGGAAGAAAUUUGUGCAUGAGCCAUAUACUAUUAAUGUUUUCACUAAUGGAGACCUGCUAAGGCCACCUGUUAAAAUACUUAUACCAAAAUACAUUGAACAAGACUGGGAACGGAUUCUGUCCAUGGUGACAGAAAAGGUUUAUCUUCGUACAGGGGCUGUUCAAAGGUUAUCUACAGUGGAUGGCCAUUACUUAACAGGCAUUGCUGAAUUAGAAAAUAACCAGUAUUAUGUUGCCGUGGGGUCAGAGAAGUUUAAAAAAAUGCCUUAUUUACAGUGGCUGUCUGGCAAAAGUCCACAAGAUGCUCAAGGGGUAUCAGACAGAAGGGUAGCCCUGCAACUGAUUGACAGCCAACGAAAUCUGUUUAAGAGUACAGAGUGGCGAGUCUGCAGACUUGAAAGAUUGCAUUAUGAGCUGCUGCCACCAAUGAGGAAGGGCAAAAGGUCAAAAAACGAUAGUUUCUCUAAUGAUGGUACCAGUGAUUCUGCUCCAUUACCCUCCCCACAUCAGGUCAUGGAGACUCACGCACAUGCUAUGAUACAGGAGCUUAAAGGAUGCAGCCCCAUGUUGGACACAGCACCAGGAAAGGCUAAGCAUUAUAGAAAGGUCUCUUCAACAUCCCCUCUUCCAUUACCUGACAAUGAUGGGUGGAAUUUUAAGGCCCCUGAGAUCAGGAAAGAAGUGAGGGGAGCCACAGAAGUGGAGGAAGACACAAAUCUGAAGUUAGACCUGCCUGUUGACCAGCUUCCAGCUGAAAUAGUCACAGAAGAAGAACUGCCUCCUCACCCUCAGAAGAAUCCUGCACCUGUACCACAUUGGAAGAGAAAGCUUCAAAGUCACAAUGAGCUGAACGAUCACGACAUACAAGAGGCUGUAAAAGCUGACAUUGUCCAACAUAUUACCAUUCACCAGAAAGAAGGAAUGUCAAAUAAUAAUGACUAUUCUGUAAAUAAUGCAAAUACCCUACAUCCUUUUGAAACAGAUUCAAGUCUCCCUUUACCUAGUUCUCUAACAUCAUUUGUCAGUGAAGUACAACAUCAGUCUGGAUUAGAUAACGUGAGGACACACAGUGGAAUAGAAAAGGCGUAG
This is a messenger RNA of Protopterus annectens (West African lungfish), 1902 nucleotides long. RefSeq names its product doublecortin domain containing 2C (gene DCDC2C). The record is from RefSeq and is a predicted model, not a curated record. Gene Ontology annotation, cellular component: microtubule; microtubule organizing center. Lineage: Eukaryota; Metazoa; Chordata; Ceratodontiformes; Protopteridae. Gene Ontology annotation, biological process: intracellular signal transduction. The transcript has 12 exons. Bases 442 to 1902 code for a protein of 486 amino acids.